AUGUCGGACAAGGAGUUCACCUACAGCGAUGUUGCCGCCCACAACACCAAGAAGGAUCUCUACCUCGUGAUCCACGACAAGGUUUACAAUGUUACGAGUUUCGUGGAUGAGCACCCUGGUGGUGAGGAAGUCUUGCUGGACGUUGCCGGUCAGGAUGCCACCGAGGCGUUCGAGGAUGUUGGACACAGUGACGAGGCCCGAGAGAUCUUGGACGGCCUGAAGGUCGGAACUUUGAAGAGACAGCCUGGCGACCCUGCUCCCAAGACCCAGUCUACCUCUUCAUCGUCGAAGUCUGCCUCGAGCAGCAGCGGUAGCAACACUGGUUUGGGCAUCGGCUUGUACGCGGCGCUCCUUAUCGGCGCUGCUCUGGCUUUCGGCGCCUACAAAUACCUGCAGACUGCUUCCGCGGAGCAGCAGUAA
Molecule: messenger RNA, 420 nt
Organism: Rasamsonia emersonii CBS 393.64
Lineage: Eukaryota; Fungi; Ascomycota; Eurotiomycetes; Eurotiales; Trichocomaceae
Product: Cytochrome b5
Exons: 3
Coding region: 1-420 (139 amino acids)
Biological process (GO): sterol biosynthetic process
Cellular component (GO): endoplasmic reticulum membrane; intracellular membrane-bounded organelle
Molecular function (GO): heme binding
Source: RefSeq, a predicted model, not a curated record